CAUUUCACCACACUUUGAACUUCAUCCCACAUUCCACACAAAAUAUAGCACAAAAAAACUGAGGAUAGCCCAUUUUCUGCCACCUAGCUUAUUUGGUUUUGCCCCCCUUCUUAUUUCCCAAAAGCCAACAACCAUGCAAUAUUCUCUCCUCUCUAACUAUUCUCCUCUGCUUGUUCUUGUUGUUUCCCCUCCUAAUUUGUUACUCUUAUUACUUUUCUUCUUCUUUUUUCUCCUAAUUCUUGUCACUCUUUCUCAAUUACUAUGGCAUUUUCAUCAUCCCAAACACAAAAGACUACCCCCUGGUUCCAUGGGUUGGCCUUAUCUUGGAGAAACUAUUAAACUCUACACUGAAAAUCCCAAUUCCUUCUUCUCCAAUAGGAAAAAAAGGUAUGGUGAUAUAUUUAAGACCCAUAUUUUGGGUUGUCCAUGUGUUAUGAUAUCAAGUCCUGAAGCAGCAAAGAUUGUUCUUGUAAGCAAAGCUCAUCUCUUUAAGCCAACUUAUCCACCUAGUAAAGAGAAGAUGAUUGGUCCUGAGGCCUUGUUUUUUCACCAAGGAGAGUACCAUUCUAAGCUUAAGAAACUUGUGCAAGCCUCUUUUCAACCUUGUGCACUUAAAGGUGCUGUUUCUCAUAUUGAGAAUAUUGUCCUUAAUUUGCUUCCUACCUUGGAGAAUAAUACCAUCAACACUUUAUAUGAGAUGAAGAAGUAUGCAUUCGAUGUUGCAAUGAUCUCGGCAUUUGGGGACAAAAAAGAGUUGGAGAUUGAAGGUAUCAAGCAUUUGUAUCAAUGCUUAGAGAAGGGUUACAAUUCUAUGCCUUUGAAUUUCCCGGGAACUCCUUUUCAUAAAUCUAUGAAGGCAAGGAAGCUUCUAAAUGAGACACUAAGGAAGCUUAUAGCAAAGAGAAGAGAAAAUGAUGACAUAAAUGGAGGUUUAUUAGGAGUGUUACUAAAUUCGAGGCAACAGAAAUCAGCUAACAACUAUCAGCUAACUGAUUCACAAAUUGCGGAUAAUAUUAUUGGUGUGAUUUUUGCUGCCCAUGAUACUACUGCUAGUGUCCUCACAUGGGUACUCAAAUACUUACAUGAUAAUGAGGAUCUUCUUGAAGAUGUGACGAAAGAACAAGAUGGAGUUAGACUAAGACUGAUUGAGGAUAACCGUAGUCUUACGUGGGAGGACACCAGGAACAUGCCUUUGACUACCCGGGUGAUUCAAGAAACACUAAGAACAGCAAGUAUACUGUCAUUUACAUUUAGGGAAGCAGUUCAUGAUGUUGAGUUUGAAGGUUACUUGAUUCCUAAAGGGUGGAAAGUCCUACCCUUGUUUAGAAGUAUCCACCAUUGCGCUGAAUUUUUCCCUCAACCUGAAAAGUUUGAUCCUUCAAGAUUUGAGGUUCCACCAAGACCUAACACUUACAUGCCAUUUGGUAAUGGAGUUCACUCUUGUCCAGGAAGUGAACUAGCUAAGCUUGAAAUGCUGAUUUUCCUCCAUCAUUUCACCAACAACUACAGGUGGAAAGAUGUGGGAGAUGAGGAUGGAAUUCAAUAUGGUCCUUUCCCUGUUCCCAAGCGUGGUUUUCCCAUAAUGGUGUACCCACGAUUACGAAAAUGAAAUUAUUUCAUUAUCCUAAUUUUAUAAAUUUAUCGCUAAUGAAAAGAUUGGAAGAUAACUCUAGUAUAAUUAAUUGAGCUAAUAAGUAAUAACCAAAAAGAAGUGUUUGAUGGGGUCCAAAGCCAACAACAAAUAAGGCAACGUACUCCAUUUAAAUUAUAAACCUUAUCCUCUUUAUAAUUCCUUUUCUUUUUUUUCAAUGUAACCUUUUUUUUAAUCCUUUGAUUUCUCAAUUUUUUUGGAUAUAUUUUUAUUAACAUGUGCCAAGAAAAUUAGAAUGCACAUGUUUCUUUGUCUUUUCUCAUCAUUAAGAUGGUUAUUAAUGUAACUUUAUGUAAGUAUGUAUGUAAAUUUUUUUGUUGUUGUUGUUAAGUAAUAAGUAUGUAUGUAUGUUUGUGAA
Messenger RNA from Beta vulgaris subsp. vulgaris (sugar beet), 2009 nucleotides. RefSeq names its product abscisic acid 8'-hydroxylase 2. Lineage: Eukaryota; Viridiplantae; Streptophyta; Magnoliopsida; Caryophyllales; Amaranthaceae. The transcript is spliced from 8 exons. Gene Ontology annotation, molecular function: monooxygenase activity; oxidoreductase activity, acting on paired donors, with incorporation or reduction of molecular oxygen; iron ion binding. The record is from RefSeq and is a predicted model, not a curated record. The coding region runs from base 134 to 1609 and encodes 491 amino acids. Gene Ontology annotation, biological process: sterol metabolic process.